Molecule: messenger RNA, 2547 nt
Organism: Nycticebus coucang (slow loris)
Lineage: Eukaryota; Metazoa; Chordata; Mammalia; Primates; Lorisidae
Gene: TRIM65
Product: tripartite motif containing 65
Exons: 6
Coding region: 164-1915 (583 amino acids)
Biological process (GO): positive regulation of autophagy
Molecular function (GO): zinc ion binding; protein binding
Source: RefSeq, a predicted model, not a curated record
CGGGAAGGGGGUGUCUACGCCGUCAGCCUGACUUAUAGCUGGGGAGCCCAGUAGAGGUGAGGUUAGGUGAUAGUCCCCAGCCAGGAGAAGCCUGAGAGCAGGGUUCCCGACCCUUGAUCUCCACAGGCUGACCCAGAACCCAACACAGCGGCUGGGAGGCAGGAUGGAGACGCCAGGGCCCGCUCUCAGCCUAAUGGCACGAAGCCUCCGAGGCCGGCAGGGGCAGCACAGGGGCAGGGCCCAAGGGAGUGUUGUGUCCGCCCCGCAGACCGGUUCUUCCUGGGUGGGGGCCUCGCUCCGCCUCACGGCGGCCGCACCCUCCGAGCCUGCCCCGCUUCUCGCCUCCGUCAUGGCCGCGCGGCUGCUGGAGGACAAGCUGACCUGCGCCAUCUGCCUGGGGCUGUACCGGGACCCGGCUACGCUGCCCUGCGGCCACAACUUCUGCGCGGCCUGUAUCCGGGACUGGUGGGACAGAUGCGGGAAGGCGUGCCCGGAGUGCCGCGAGCCCUUCCCCGACGGCGCCGAGCUGCGCCGCAACGUAGCCCUCAGCGGCGUGCUGGAGGUGGUGCGCGCCGGACCCGCCACGGACCCCGGCCCGGGCCCUGACCCCGACCUCGACCCCGACCCCAGCGCACGCUGCCCGCGCCACGGGAGGCCGCUCGACCUCUUCUGCCGGACCGAGGGCCGCUGCGUGUGCAGCGCGUGCACCGUGCACGAGUGUCGCCUCCAUGAGCGGGCGCUGCUGGACGCCGUGCGCCUCGAGCGCGAGGCCCAGCUGAGAACCAGGCUGGAAGUGACACAGCAGCAGACCACCCAGGCACAGGCCCAGCUUCAGGAGGUACAGGAGCGAAGCAGCCAGAUCCAGAGCUUGGCCUGCUCCCUGGCCUCCUCAGUCUCCAGCAAGUUCACCAGCCUGCAGCAGGCCCUGGAGAUACGGCGGGCUGCAGUGCUCAGGGACAUUGAGGUGGCCAAGACACAAGUGCUGGCACAGGCGCGGGAUGAGGAGCAGCAGCUGCAGGGCCACUUGGAGGCCCUGGCUCGCCAUGGCCACAGAAUCCGGGAGCUCCUGGAGCAGGAGGAUGACAGGACCUUCCUGCAGGAAUCACAGCUCCUAGAGCCCCCAGGGCCACUUGAGCCACCGACCCCUCUGCAGUGGGACGAAGACCAACAGCUGGGUGAUCUGAAGGAGUUGCUGAGCCAUCUGUGCAGCCUCCUCCUGGAAGAGGGGGGCCACCCUGAGGCCCCAACCAAGGCUGCGGACUUGGGCCCCAGGGAAGCCCCAGGGCCCCUGGCACUGGUACCAAGCACAGUGUGUCCACUGAGGAGGAAACUCUGGCAGAAUUAUCGCAAUCUCACCUUUGACCCAGACAGCGCCAACCGCCACUUGUACCUAUCCUGCCAGUACCGGCAGGUGAAGCACCGUCGCCAGCCUCACGGCCAGGCCAGGCCAGGCAGCUUCGAGCUCUGGCAGGUGCAGUGUACCCAGAGUUUCCAGGUUGGGCGGCACUACUGGGAGGUGCGCGCCUCAGACCACUCAGUGACACUGGGUGUCGCCUACCCGCACCUGAGACGCUGCAAGCUGGGGCCCCACACAGACAACAUCGGCCGUGGGCCCGCCUCCUGGGGGCUCUGUGUCAAGGAGGACAGCAUCCAGGCCUGGCAUAAUGGGAAAGUCCAGCGCCUUCCAGGGGGGUCAGGGCUACUCCUAGGUGUAGAUUUGGACCUGGGCUUGGGCUGCCUCACCUUCUACAGCCUGGAGCCCCAGGCCCAACCCCUGUACACCUUCCAUGCCCUCUUUACCCACCCCCUUAUCCCUGUCUUCUGGCUCCUCGAGGGUAGGACCCUCACCCUGUGCCAUCGGCCUGGGGCCACACUCCCACCGGGGCCCCAGAAAGAGGCCUCAGUGCUCAGCUGACGAAGGCAUGGGCUGAAGCUCUGGUUUAGGGGCUGGAAUUUAUUGCCACCAUGCCUGUAUGCCCAAAAGCUGCUCAGCCCCGACCUGAGGAUCAGAGGUCCAGAGGCCACAGCUCUAACAGGACCAGUUGUUGGCCUCUGUUGACUGAGAGAAAGGUAGUGGAUUGCCCCAAAAUGGAGUUGAGCAGAAACCCAGAGUUUACCUUCCCAGCUGCUUUGCAGGGAACAGGGCCUAGAAGAACAGGAAGCCCCCCCUCCAAUGCUCAGUUCCAUGCAUUGCCUGGGCCUUGGAAGCUGGAGCAACUCACACGGGACUUCUGGCUUACAGAACAGACUGUGGGAUGGUAAACACCUGUCAGCCUGAACUUGCCUCCUAGGGAGAUGACAGGGACCAAUGGAGCAGUCAGUGGGGGUGGGGGAGGUGACCAAGAAGGAUCCCGAGAGACAAUGAUGUUAAAUAGACUUUUAUCUUUCUGCCUCUCUCUUUGUAACCUUUUGGUGUACUUUAGUCCAGUCUUCUCUUUUAUUUUGUGCAUUCUUGUAGUUGUAUUCUAUAAACAGUUUUGUUUUCUGCAUUUAAAAAAUUGUAUUUUUUGAAAAAUUUCUUUACAAAUAGUUUCACAGUAUUGCCCA